AUGCUGUUCUUAAUCACUCUUAAUAAAUUUCGUUGGAAACAUGUAUACUGGAUGAUUUUCGUUCUUGAAAAUAUAUUGCUUAUUAUUCAACAAAGUAUGAGUCAAAAUUGUAAUCAAAGAAUAUAUGGACUAUUCAAUGGAAGUAUUAUUAGUAAUACUACUAAUAUGACAGGUACAAAUGUUGCACAAUUAUGUUGGUUAUCUAAUGAAAAUUUCACUUACCUACAAUCAUUGAAUGACUGUUUGGACUUUAGUAUAGUAUGGAUAACUGAGCCACCAAAUGAAUGGCAUAUUGAUGAAAUAAUUAGAAUUAGAUUUUUUGUAACUGCUUCUUCAUCAUUUUACGGACAAGCUAUACAGUUCAAUAUAUUUUCACGUAAUCCAUUAGUAAGUUCAAUUGGCGAUGUAUCAUCGUUUUGUUCUGCAACAUCUUGCAAAAUAUUUCAAGUUGAAAGUACAUGUUGUAUAUGGCAUAUGAGUUUGUUUAUGAAUAGAUUAACUUCUCCCAGUGAACAGUUCCCUUUGGGUGUUUGUGAUUUCAAUAAUUUUAAUAAUAAAAGUAUACCAGUUUAUUAUGGUUCAUCACUGAAUUCUGAAUGGAAUCUUUUAGUUCCCAACAUUUACCGUACAUUACAAGAAAAUCAAUCGCUAGAAGUAGUGGAAAUAGUUUUAAUCGUAUUGGCUUGUUUAUUACUGCUGGUUAUUGGAUUUAUCUUAUUGUACUAUUUUAUAAGAAAACAUAAAACAAACAAGGAAAUCGAAGAAACUUGGGUACUCAAUCCAGAUAAAAUUUGUGAUAUUGAUCCAGAGGACAGGUGGAUUAAAAUGUUUCUAUCCCGUUCAACAAACUGUUCGCUUAAGAUGAUUGACUGCGUUCCAGUAGCAAUGAAACAAGUCUAUGUAGAAUUUACUGAGUUAACAAGCGAUAUGCAAAGACAACUAUGGGAAGUUAAGAAAAUGAAACAUAAUAAUUUAGUGAAGCUCAUUGGGGUCACAUUUAUAUCACCUGUCUUAUCAUUGUAUACAGAGUUUUGUGAUAGAGGAAGUUUAUGUUACGUACUUCGACGUGAUUCUAUCCCGCUAAGUUGGAGUUUAAGAAUAGGUUUUUUAACUGGUCUUGCAAAUGGCUUAGCUUAUUUACAUCAUUGUCAAAUUGUACAUGGUCGAUUGAAUUCAUCAAAUUGUGUGGUUAGUGAUAAAUGGACAUGUAAAAUAACUGAUUAUGGAUUAGAUAAUUUAAUUUGGUCAAAUGAUUUUGAAAAACAUAAAACGUUUUUAGAUAAACCAGAAAAUUUACCAUAUAUUCCACCUGAAUAUAGAGAUUAUAAAGAAACAUUAUUCGUGCCAGCAGUAGACAUAUACAGCUUUGGUACAAUCAUGUGGGAAACGGCAAGUCGUAGUGAUCCGUCUCAAGAUGACGAAUUUGUGGCAGACCCAAUGUAUAAUCACCCGGAAUUGCCGACUAAAAGACGUUUUGAAACUGAUGUUAAAUACGAGGUUGCAACAGUACCGCCUUUUGAAGAAUACAACAAUUUGAUGGAAUCUUGUUGGAGUGAAAAUACACUUAGACCAAACUUAAAUGCAAUUAUAGAAUGGUUGACAAAGAUUAAUCCAAGGAAUAUUGGAGUUGAUGAAGAUACAAUACUUACGAAAGAAUAUGCUAAAUGUCUUGAAUCUAUUAUUGAAGAUAGAACACAAGCACUUCGUAGUGAACAAAAAAUGGCAGACACUUUACUUAACAGUAUGUUACCAAAACAAGUUGUAGAAAUGCUAAGACAUGGUGAGAAUGUACCGCCUGAAGCAUUUGAACAAUGUACAAUAUACUUUAGUGAUAUUGUCGGUUUUACCACAAUUUCAUCAAGUUCUACACCAUUUGAAGUUGUAGAAUUUCUAAACAAACUGUACACUCAAUUCGAUGAUAUCAUUGAUCGAUACGACGUUUAUAAAGUGGAAACCAUUGGUGAUGCAUAUAUGGUUGCAUCAGGUGUUCCAAGAAGAAAUGGUGAACGUCACGCGAUAGCAAUAGCUGAUAUGUCACUUGAUCUAGUCAGUGUUUCACACAGUUUCGUAAUUCCUCACAAACCUGAUGAACCGUUAAAAAUUCGAGUUGGUUUACAUUCAGGUCCAGUGUGUGCUGGUGUUGUUGGUUUGAAAAUGCCAAGAUACUGUCUUUUUGGUGAUACAGUCAACACAGCAAGUCGAAUGGAAAGUACUGGCGAAGCUUACAAAAUACACUGUUCAGAAACAACACACGCUAUAUUGGAUCGACUUGGUGGUUUCACUUUUGAAAAACGUGGUACAAUAACUGUGAAAGGAAAAGGGGAUAUGCAGACAUGGUGGAUCACAGGACGUACUAGAGCUGAUUUGGCGAAAGAUUGCUGCCCACUGCCAAUGAACUGGAAAAAAAGACUGAAAAAAACGGAACCUUCAAACCAAACUGAGAAUCCAUAA
This is a messenger RNA of Schistosoma intercalatum, 2451 nucleotides long. The record is from the annotation of a GenBank genome assembly. NCBI's taxonomy places the organism in Eukaryota, Metazoa, Platyhelminthes, Trematoda, Strigeidida, Schistosomatidae.